AUGAAGAGAACGAACGUGGCGUCCGAGCUCGCUCCGAACGAAUUCCUCGUCUCGGGCGCCGAGAUCUUCCUUCUUCAACACGUUCUUCCUCUCCACGCCUUGAGCCGCCUUCGCCUGCCUCUCACACCGGUCUUUUCUUACUCUUGUCCAUCUACCUCGUCUCCCCUUUCUUCUCUUCCUGCGCGUCCGUCACCGUCUCCGCGGCCUUCCCUCUGCACCGUUCUGCGAACAACCCGCGAAGACGAAUGGGAAGUGUAUGCUGGGUUUGUUCGUUGCCUCUUUGCGGGUACGCACGAGCAACCUGUGGGCGGAGAGAAGCGGGCGCGUCUCCUCGCCUGGUGCGGCAGCCUGAUGUGCACCGGCCACUUCCACAGUCCUCCAGGCUCUCUGUCGCUCCAGUCCACAUACGACUUUGUCUCUGAAAACGCCUGGCAACUGAAGGUCGACCAACCGCCGCCUCACUCGCUGUUCCAGUUUCUCGCUUCCGCCCUCGCUAAGAACGCAGCCGCGCCUUUCGCGGACUCAGGAUGCCGGCGACACCGAGAAAAACGAACUCGGAAAACCACACAACGCACUGCUUCUUCCCUCCCUGCGCUCCCGUCUGCUCCGAGUUCUGCACUCGCUUCUUCUUCUUCUUCUUCUUCUUCUUCUUCUUCUUCUUCUUCUUCUUCUGUGUUUCUAUGUAAGUGUGAGAUUUGCAGGCUUACGCACGAGGCGCUGCACAUGCUGCUGGCUUUUUUGGAUCCCGCGUCUCUCGCCUCGUUUGGGACAACAAAUUGGAGUCACUUUCUGCUGGCAGAGCCGGUGGUCCCUGGGCUUCAGCUCAUGGUGGGAGAUUGCUUUCUGCAUCCUCACGACCGGCGCCCGGCUCCCGCGCGUUCGGCGGCGUCUCCGCUGCCGCCUUUGCUCGACUUCGCGUUCGCGAACGCCGGAGACCCAGAGGCGAGGGACUCUGGAGAACAUAGAAGAAAGCAUGUCUUUCUCGGGGGACUGUUCGCCCACCAGACCCACGGCCUGCUCUGGCUGCGGCACCGGGAGCGGCGGGCCGCCGCCCAGGCGCCUCCGUUCUGGUUCGCGUCCGUGGAAGAUCGACAAAAACCGCAGCAACCGCAUGGGCCUGUCUCCCUCGCUGCGCCGUCUUCCGCGUGCUUGACCGGCGCGCGAGACCGAAGCGAACCCCGAAUCCAUGGAGACGUAGACCCAGCAGGCGCGCUCGACGCGGGCGAGGACGCACCCAACGAGCCUGGCGGAGUCGAUCCAGACGCACUCUCGGGUGAGUGCAGGUUUGCUGAUGAUGCCCUCAAAUUCCUCGCCAAAUGGACGGAGCUUCAGUUGCCGCACCAGGAGUGGCUCGCAGGUGCGGCGGACGCACGGCGACCGGUCGGGUGCGGCGAGGGGACUCCGGGAGCGCAUGCAGCGACCGCGAAGGACAGCAGCGGUUUGCCAGGCUGUAGAGGAGGCCGUCCUGGAGGAGUGGAAGGCGCGGAAGAACCAGGCGAAUCUGAAAGAGCGGCAGCGUCAGCGAGUGCAGCGAGAACGCGGGCCAGCGGAGGACGUGGAGGAACGCGGAGCGAGAACGCGGCAGGGGAGGAGCAUCUCCAGAACCGCAGUCUGAGCACAGGAAGAGCCGAUGAGCUGACAAAGCCCGUGGACAAGAAGGACGAAGAAUCUGAACAGGAACAUGUGGUCGCCGACGAAACACAGCACACGGAGACGGUUGAAUCCGUCGAGCCUCCAAGAGAAGAAAAGCCGACUACAGAGAUGACGAGCGUUCCGGCAGGCGACCUGUAUCGUCUCCUCGUGAGUGAGACAGCGUCUCUGGCGUGCUUAGCCGCUCCGCAUCCGAUUGUCUUUCCAUCUCUGCCUCCUCACUUUCCUCGGGCCCCUGUGACCUUCGCCUCGUCGCCACAGCCGGCUGUUGCUUCCGCGGCUCCGCAGUCGGGCGGAGCCUUGCGGCGCGCUUCGUCACCGAGACUUCAUUGCUCUGCGUCUCCUCGCCGGGACAGCGAGGGCGGAAGUGGAGAAACAGAUCGCAAAUCUGAAGGCAUGUACGUUCUGAAACCGCGCUUUCAGAUUCCCCAAACAAACGUGGGCGCCUUUUCUCUCUAUUUCAACUCUGACACGCGCCUCUGUGCAAUCGGCUUCAGCCGAAAGCCCAGAAUGUGCACACCGACGCACAGAGCAACUCAGACAGUUUCCUCUCCGGCCCGCUGUCCGCCGUCUUCUCUUGCUUCUGUAUUCCCUUCCGUUUCGUCGCCUUGUCUAGUGGGCGACCAUCAGUCCCUUUCUCUCCGAGGGUGGACGCAAGGGACCCGAGGCGGCGGCGGCUUAUUCUGCGACGAUCCUGGCCUCGGGAAAACGCUGGCGAUGCUGUCUGUGGUGGUCAAGAGCAUGGGACGCUUACCGGCGUUCCCGCGCCUCGUCAAGGCCUGGCUAGCUGGGUAUCUGGGUCGACUGCAUGCGGCCAACGGCGAGUCCGACCCGUCCGCAAGGGCCGGCAAAAGAGCGAAAGACGGCACAGAAGAAGACGACGCUGUGGAAGGCGAAAAAGAGGGAGAAGCAGUGGGCCAUCCAACACAGAAAGGAGGGCGAGGACAGAGGGGAGCGCGGCGGCAGUGGCUCGAGGAUGGAGAAGGUGUUCGAUAUGUUUGGAAGUUCGCGGCAGACGAAAUCGAGCAGUAUUUCAUAGAGCAGGGUGUCCGAAGUGCGUUUUCGUACCCACAGCUCAACCCGCUUCUUCCCGAGGCGGGUGACGCUGCAGCGUCUCCAGGCGCAGUCUCCCUGAAUUUGCUCGACCUUCCAAAAGAGGGAACUUCGUCGCCGUCCUUUACGCCGCCUCAUUCUCCUCGCUUUCCGGACGAGGCGGCGCAGCGCGGCGGCCUCUUUGGGCGUACCAAGUUCUUCAUCGGCUAUUCAAUGCCUACUGCUGCUGCGCUUCCCCUCGAGCUUCACGCGUUAGCUCUGGAUACAGCCCAUUCCGGCGCAGAGGCGUUUCGGCAGUCUGCAUGUAUCCGGGAUGUCGCGGAGCAACUGGCCUCUCGACAACUCAUCUCCGAAGCAGAUCUUCAAGACUCCACACAGCAGGCGUCGGAGAAGAUGAUGCAGAAGAUGAAGAGGAUCUACCGCCAGUUAUCGAGUACUUUGUCCAGCAAGCACGGAGACCCAAACGCGCUUCUCACGUUCCUCGUGAACCGGGAGCUCAGUGAACAGAUCGCGAUAGACGAGCGCGCCAGGCGCCUGCAUGCAACUCUAGGUUCCCGAAACGCGGUUGAGAAGGACGGCGAGACGUUGUCUCCAACGGAAAGCAGCGACAGGGUACGGGGCGCGGGGCCUUCGAGCGGCUCCGACCGCAAAGGUGCCUCGCUGAGCGGGAAGGGGAGCGUCGGGCCGGACUCCGCGAGCCUUACAGGAGCGACAGGACGGCCAGAGGGCGUCAGCCUUGACAGCCAGGACUCGGAGCUGUCGAAAGCGUCAACGGACGCGUCUGCGCCUCUCCCGUCCCGCGCGUCUGCGCCUCUCCCGUCCCGCACGUCUGCAGAAGAUAGGGACGGGCGAGAGGAGAAGAGGGACGGGAGAGAGGAGAAGAACGGCGACGAGAAACAAAGGCGCUGCAAGGCCUCGCAAGACGGCAGGAGACGGAAGGAAGAGGACCAGGAAGAAGAACAGAACGAGGACACAGACGAGGGCACAGACGAGGACACAGACGACGAAGCGGGUGGGGGGCCGAAGGAUUUCUUCGCCCAGCAAGACACCGAGCUGUACGCGCUUCUCCCGUUCACGAGGCCCCGAGAUCUCCCGUCCCAGAAGCCGCCCGACUUUCUGCUUUCUCACGGGACGCUGUUGGUCUGUCCUACGCCCCUCGUCAACCACUGGAGCUCGGAAGUGAAGAAAUGGUUCUCCUGGUCGCACUGCAACGACGCGGACAAACUGAAGGUGCUUGUCUUGGAACGUCGCGAUCGAGCUCACGCGAUGCCCCUGCCGACGCGCGCCGAGCUGGCGUCCUGUCACCUCGUGAUUUGCUCGCAUCAGUUUCUGACAGCUGAGUUUCAGCGCUGUUUGACUUAUGUCUGGGAACAAGGCCGUGGUCCGGCACCUUUCGCUCCGCUCGGCUCUAACCAGCGGGCAUCCAACGAGGGUCGCCGCCCAUCCCCCCGACACCCCAGGCGAUGCGUGUCACCGCAGGAAGUGGAGCAAGCGAUGUGGGGCGGGAAGGGACAGGACGAGCACAGUCUGCACUCUGCAGCGCGUCCGGCGUUUCUUUCGGGAUGUCGAAAACGACCUCGCCAAGAGGAAAGGCCCGCCGGGACGGACACAGUGUCGGGAGGCGACGAAGAAGACGCUAGGGGGUUCCUCGCGCGUCUCUUGCAAGGAGACUCCGGCGGAGCCUACGCGUCUCUCGCGGGGCCAGGACUGUACAAAGGCCAAGUCGGCGAGAGCUUCUGCAGAUCCAAAAGCCCGCUGCUGUCGAUUCACUGGCAGCGAUUGGUCGUCGACGAAGGCCAUACGCUCUCAAGGUGCACGUCCCAGUACGUCCAGCUGUGCCGGAUGAUCGUCGCCGAGAAACGAUGGGUGCUCACAGGCACGCCGACGAGUCGCCAGUCGCUCCGCCACAGCUUGACAGGCUUGACGGCUCUCCUCGAAUUUUUGCGUCACCCGUUUGCUCUGCCGUAUCGACACUGCGGCGUUUCAUCGAAUAAAACAACUCCGCUGAAGGCAGCAAUAUGCCGACCCCUCGUCGAACGCGGCGAAGCGGCCGCUCUGUUCAAGCUCUCUCUGCUCCUCAACACGUGCCUCGUCCGACACAGCAAGGAGCAGUGCCAGCGUCUGCCCGCUCUGCGGGGCCCAACCAUCUAUCGAAUUGAACCGUCUGCGAAAGAGCGGACGACGUACAACGACCUCGUCCAGCUGAUGCAAAGAAACCUUUUCUGCACCUAUUACUCGAGGAAGAACAAGGAUUCGCUUCUUCAUCCGAGUCAGCGGGCGCAAGCGUCGACAUCUCUCUGGAACCUGCGUUUCAGCUGCACGAUUCAGUCCGAGUCGCAUCUCCAGGUUCUCACUAAGUGGGUGGGCGAGGCAGUGGAAAUGCUCGCGAACAAACAUGCGAUCUACCACAACGAGUUUCCAUACAACUUCCAGUUUGAGAGGAUCGCCUACGUCGUGGAGGUGUACCUCCGUCUGAACAAAGUGGAAAGAACGUACGCCACGUGCGACAUGUGUCGCCAGGCGAUACGUUUUCCUCUUCUUGUUCCUUGUCCGGCUCUGCACUUGCUGUGCACGGAGUGUCUCUUCCCGCAAAUCUUCUCCGAAAACCUUUGCCGGCGCCCGCCGCUGCGCCACUGCCCGCUGUGUUGGCCGCAUGCACCGAUCAAUGCAGACUUCUUCGACCGCCUGCAGCCUCCAGUGGAACACAACACGACCUUCGACUGGCCGUUCAAGUUCACUCGCGGCGCACGAGCAAAUGCGGAGUUAGACAGGCGGUCCCUCAUUUUCCGGAACCAGCAGUCAGCUCGGCGAGGUCGGCAGGAAGGCAGCCGAGACGUGGCCGAAAGCGCGGCUAGCCGAGCGGCCGGGUCGGCGGGGCUGUUUUCCGCGUGCACUCCAACGGGGGCUCUCGACCCAACUGGGGGCGAUGACGGCGAAACCCUGGUGAUGGAAGUGGACGUCUUUCGGCCUUCUGGGGCGGUGUCCCGAUCGCCAUUGUCUUCCCGCGGGGCCGCCGCGCCUCUUGCUUCCCCUGCCUCGGGGCUGGGGCUCGACCGCGUCGGAGACAGAGCCGGCGAGAGACCGCGGAGCGGCGUGGAAGGCACGCGGAGGGCGAUGGAAGAGGAGCGGCCGAUCGGUGAAUCGACGCGCGCACAGAGGGGAACAGGCGGCGAAGGCGCAGAGACAGCGCUUCGAAGUUUGCUUCCGGCUGCCUCCGUGACGUCUGCUCCGCACCUGGUGGAAAGAGUGAAAGAGAAAAGGUCGUUUCGCGCGUCAGCAGAGACAAUGCGCAUCGUCAGGCAAUGGUUCGCCGAUGGCGAGCGUGCACACUCGAGAGACGACGCGUUUGCGUUUCUCCGGACAGACGGCUUUCCUGUCUCGUCGGCCACCAGAGGCAGUCACCUCGCCACUGCGCGGGAGGCUCUUCGCGGCAAGCCGACUCCGGAGGCAGGUGGAGACACCCAGCCGGAACAGGCGAGAGACUCGCUCAUGGGACCUUUUCCGGCCUCGUCCGCCUCUGCCUCGACCCCAACAGCGCCUCCUGUGUCUUGGCCGUCCGCAGGCUCGCAGGGCGCAGGCACCUUCUCGUCGGUAGUAACGCCUCUGCGGGAUUCCAGACGCAUCGCCAAUGACCGCGCGGACUCGACGCUCGGAGCGUCUGCGAGGUUUGGAUUGGACGACCUGGCAGGGAGCGUCGAGGGGGGAGGAAGUGAUGCGCCUGGGAAACGCGAGAGAGACACCGAAAAAGGCAGCAUCUAUCCUCGGUACAUCGACGUCGAAGAUGCCUUUGCGUACGAUUUCAGUGAGGCAAAGGACGAUGGGGGAGAACUGAAGAAAGUGCAGUCGCCGUUCACGAGUCGCCGGCUCGCGUCUUCGCCUUCGGGCUCGCGGGCGCUCCUGACGUCUUCGAGGAAAGUCAGCUUGCGGGCCGCUAACCUGUCUCUCCCCUAUUCCUCUGCUUUCUCCCCUGGCCAUAUCGCCCUGUCGGAUCCGUCGCGGGCGGCCAACAGCCCGUCGGCUCGGGCGCCCUGGACUGGUGGUUCGGCCCUCGCGUCGGCUGUCUCGUCGGCUCGGAGCGAGAGUGACUGUCGCGCUGCAUGCACCCUGCGGGGAGCGACUGUGGCCGCUCGCCGAGAGGCUACGUUGCUCAGCCUGCUUCUUUCGGGUGGCAUGUCAACUCGCGAGAUUCUCGAGGAGUUUGACGACGCGGAGAUUGACGAAGAAGACGCCAUAUUCUUUAGCUCCAGCAAGAACGUCCUCGUGGUGAGGCGCAUCCUGCACAUCAUCUACUCCGGAGAGUUCGCGCAGAACAACAUCCCGGAGAGCCUCUUGGAGCCUCGCCAAAGACCCCAAAUCGAUGCGUCUUUCCCUUCGUCGUGUGCCUUUCCGGGAUUCUGGUCUCUUGAAGAGGCGAGCCGGGAGAAAAAUCUAGGCAAGAAACCGCGGUUCGCAGACGACGACAGAUGCGACACCAGCGGCGCCUUCCCGCUCUCGACGCCGAGGACAGCGGUCUGUUUCUCAUCGUCGCUGUCUCCCUCGAGCUCGCGUCCCUCCUCGGCUUCGUUGCCUCCUCUCUCGCCUUCCGGCAUUCACCUGAGUGUGCGAGACGGGAAAGAAGAGCACGGAGUGGAAGAGACGGGGGGUUCGAUGCCGGGGGAAGGGGAAGAGAAACUCCAGAGGGAAAAGGUUGAGGCUGAGCAACCUACCGCAGCUGAGGCAAUACAGCCUGGAAGUGGCGAGACGCUGCAGGAUCCCUUCUCUUCGGGCCCCGCGAAGAGAAUGUGUGGCUCUUCUCGUGCUGUUUCGUUUGGGUCUGCCCUGGGGAAGCCAGGUGAAGCGGGAGAGAGGCCUGGCGCUUCCGUCGGUCGCAAAAGCAUCCUGAAGAAGCGGGAGAGAGACGGCACAUUCGCGGCGACUCCAUGCACAGAGCGGUUGAUCAAGCGCUGCCCAAAAAUCAUUGUGGCGUCUUCCCUAUGGGAAAACCUCUUCCUCCUAGGCUGUUUCCUGGAGAAACACCGCGUGAAAUGUUGCCACUUUUACGAGAAGAUGCAGGACAAGAGAAACCGAGUAGAUGCGCUGAAGAGCUUCCAGCAAGACACCGAGACGAUGGUCCUGCUGCUCUCCACACAGCUGGGUGCCCACGGCCUUGACCUCAGCUGCGCAUCCCACGUGCUCCUGCCGGAUCCUCCCACCGACCCGAAUGUGGAACAACAGGUGAUAUCUCGGGCGCAUCGUAUGGGAGCAUUGCGCGACGUUCAUGUGGAAAUCUUCAUUCUCAAGGAUACUGUCGAAGAAACGAUUCUUCAGCUUCGUGGUGUGUGGACGGCAUCAGCGUCUGCGGAGGGAGACCAAGGCGGAAUGACCACCAAGGGAACGUGUGGGGUUUCUGCAAGCAAACAGCCGUUUGUGUUUGGCACGCGAGAUCCUCGGGAGUUGCUGAUGCGGGAGCGACAAGGGUUCGCAGCGCAAGGGGACACUGAGGGCGAUGUGUCUCCGCCGGUGACUGCGCUCAAUGGGGAGAGAACGUCGAGCUCGAGGAGGCGCCUCGGUGGAAAGACGGGCAAGGCCGCGCCGACAUGUGGGCCCGAGGGCACGCACACGCACUUGCGGAAACGAGGGCAGAAAGCCAGUGCCCAAGGAGGCGCUGAUACUUCCGACAGGCGUGGAGAGGGAGCGUGUCAAGACGACGCGCCUGCCUCCGCGGACGAACCUCUUUUUUUCGACACGAGCAGGAAUGGAUCUCAGUCGCCCUCUCCCCCUUCGUGGACAGAACGCGUCGCCUGCCGCAAGGGUAGUGGCCCGAUGGGCUCUCAGCCGAACUGGCGGGAAAUGCACGAUGAGGCUGUCGGCUUGGGCGAGGGCCUUCAAAAACAGACAGAGUACUUGCUCAGAACGCUCCGCACAAUUCGGAGACCAGCAUUCUCUGAGUAA
This is a messenger RNA of Neospora caninum, 8634 nucleotides long. Its product is annotated as putative helicase conserved C-terminal domain-containing protein. Gene Ontology annotation, molecular function: ATP-dependent chromatin remodeler activity; ATP binding. Lineage: Eukaryota; Apicomplexa; Conoidasida; Eucoccidiorida; Sarcocystidae. The record is from RefSeq and is a predicted model, not a curated record. The coding region runs from base 1 to 8634 and encodes 2877 amino acids. The transcript is spliced from 14 exons.